Mirounga angustirostris (Northern elephant seal) is the source of this 8115-nucleotide messenger RNA. RefSeq names its product glycine N-methyltransferase (gene GNMT). Gene Ontology annotation, biological process: regulation of gluconeogenesis; protein homotetramerization; S-adenosylmethionine metabolic process. The transcript is spliced from 7 exons. The record is from RefSeq and is a predicted model, not a curated record. Lineage: Eukaryota; Metazoa; Chordata; Mammalia; Carnivora; Phocidae. Gene Ontology annotation, cellular component: cytosol. The coding region runs from base 7026 to 7913 and encodes 295 amino acids. Gene Ontology annotation, molecular function: S-adenosyl-L-methionine binding; identical protein binding; glycine N-methyltransferase activity.
GCAGGUGCAGGGAGGGCCUGGGUUGUUCUGGGGUGAGGCCCUGCCCCUCAGCUGCCUUUGGACUCCCUGAGCUCCCCAGGCCAGGAAGGGCCUGACUUGUGCCCUGGGCACCUGGCUGCCCUCCAUCCUCUCUUCUCUCCCUGAAGGCCUUCCCAUUUGUUGUGUAGACUGUUUACUGAUGACCUCACCAGAUUCCACCCCUCCUUCCCAUCUGCAUCUGCCCUGCUUGUUGGUCUUGAACCUUGUUCCCUGAUGACCACAAAUUACCGCUCUGCUCCUUCUAAUUGUUGUGCCUGGAGGGGAGGACACCCCAGUCCCCCAACAGCCAGUUACACCACAUUCUCUGGGAGCAGGGGAGGAACAGGAAGCGUGGCCUCUAGGGGGAAGUCGUGGGAGGCCCAGGCACCUCCCCAUUCUGUCCCGAGGUCAGGGAUCACGGCGCUCAGUAGCAGUAGUAAUGAUAACUGCACACCCUCGCGGUGCUUUAACUCGAACCCUUACAGCUCCCGUGGGGUGGGUGUCGUUAGCCUCAUUUUGUAGAAGACAAAACUGAGGCUCACAUGAGGUGACACAGCCAAAGUCCUGCUGUUAGUAAGUGUCCAGGGGCACUCAGACUCUGGAUUCAGACUCUGGGUCUGUUGUGUUUCCACCACCCCAUGGCUGCCACCUCCUUUCCCCAGCACCUAGCACUGGCAGCGUGAUCCACAUUGAACUGUUUUGGUUUCUUAGCCAUAACUCCACCCCUACCAGCAAACCUCUUUUCCAAGUAAAGGAGGAAGCAGCUAUGGCUUCUCAGAAGGAGACAAUGGCAGGAGGUCCUGCCAGGCCGGGUCCCCGCCCCAGCCCCACAGACCCCGUCGUGCUCCUGGCCUGGGCCUGGUGGGCAGGGGCGGGGGUGCACUGCCGGAGCGCCCCAGACUCCAGCUCCAGUGAAAUGCUCCAGGGUCCGAACUAACUGAGGGCGAGGGGCCCCCUUGCAGCCUGGGCUCAGGCCUUCUCCCCUGAGGUGGGACAGCCAAGGCCAGAGAGGGUGGAGCAAACUGGAAGCUUUUUUCCUCCAGUUGGUGAGGCUUCCAAGAGGUCCUUGGAGGAUACUUUUUUGGUUUAGUCCCCCUGCCCCCACCCAUCUCUAGGACUGGUGCUGCCCCCUGUUGAAGGCGCUGUGGGCAGUGAGAUUCCAGUCGAGACUCAGGUCCCACCCUGGGCUCUGGGGGUGGAGCUCAGGGCUGGGAAACCAUUUGCCGCUGCCUGAACUGUCUAGGAUUUCAUGGCUAGUCUCUAAUAACCCCAUUGUGUCACUGACCCAGAGCACUUCAGUGCCUGGCUUAUGUCUGUCCCCAGAGCUUCAUUGGUCCUUCAGGUAGAAUGGGACAAAGACCUAUCCCUUUGCUGGGGUGUGGGCCCAGUGGCCCAAUCCAGGCCCUGUCCCAGACCAGAGGGCAGACGGCACCGUGACUGCUUUGCUCUUUGACCUGUGGCUGCUGCGUGAAUAGCCCCUUCCUCCCCCUACCCCCCACGAGGGCCGAGGGCCCGGUGUGUUGCACAUGCACUAGCUCUCCACCCACCUACCCCACCCCUGCCCCGGCCCAGCCUAGAAGAGCCAGAGGCGAGAUCCAGCUUCCCAGGUUUUUCUUUUCUUCUCCCCACCACACAUACAGGCCUUUCUGAACCUGAAUAUCACCUCCCACUUUCCCACACCCCUUCUCUCCAUAAGGUAAGGGGACUGGCUGAGCUCAAGUUAACCAGAUUUUAGUCCCUUUAGUAGAAAUCCUGUUAGAACAGGGUUUCUUAAACUCACUUGAACAUGAGUGUCAUAUGGAAUGCCUGUUAGAUGUCUGGGCCCCACCUCGAUCUGCUGGCUUGGGGACCUAGGAGUCUGCUUGUUUAACAAAGCUCUCAUGGUCCUUAAGAUGAGGCCGGCUGGAGCCCACCACAGCAGGGGAAACAGGGUGUUGUGCUAAGAGGGGGCAGGACCUCCAUGAAGUCAAGGUCAGGGUCUUGUCCUUAGAGACACAACUAGUCAGAACUUCAGAGAGGAUCUGUCUCUGCCAGAAACUUGCAUCGUCCGGAACCGCAAAGGCUCAUGGACCAACCAGAAAGCCCGUUUCUUACACAGGCCCUGAUAGUGAAAUCUCAGGGGUUGGGGCUGUGGUCUCGGGUGGCUGCACAGGGACUCUGUAUUCAUUUUAUUUAUUUUUUAUUUUAUUUUUAGAGAGGGUGGGGAGGGGCAGAGGGGGAGAGAGAGAAUCUUAAGCAGGCUCCACACCCAGCGUGGAGCCCAACGUGGGGCUCGAUCCCACAACCCCGAGAUCAUGACCCGAGUGGAAAGCUUAACUGACUGAGCCACCCAGGCGCUCCUCUGUAUUCAUUUUAGAGGGCAAUUUCUAGAAAGCGGUUUCCUCUAUUUCCCAGUUCCUGGAUGCUAUCCCCAUGCAGCAUCUUUUUUGCAAGUUAGAAGAUGGUACUCUUCACACCUUUGACUUCCAUCUGUCAGAAAGUCAUUUAUUUAACAUAAGUUUUGUGAGAAUAAGACACUUGGCCGCCAGAGCAUAACGAAUGGACGAGCCCGUGUGGUUUGCGAUAGGAAUGGCAGUCCCUUAGAUCCGGAACCUUGGCUCAGCACACAGCCAGCCACAUGUCCCCAGCGGCUGUGCGGCCCUUUAGUUCACGAGUGAGAGCAAAAUGCCUUUUCUUGUUUUUUUUGUCUUAAAGCCUGUUUUUUGCGACAGAUGCACGGUCUGCACCUGACUGGUUUAGAGGAGGGCUCCGUGGGCUGGGCCUCAAAGCAGAGGCAGCGGAAUCCCUCUUGAGCUUCCCCUGAUGGCUCUAGAUUUUAAUGUGUCUUCAAAUUGGAAUAGCCUGGGAGUUUGUCCAGCUGCAGCCAUAUUCCUAAGCUAAGGUCUUUUGGCAAACAUCACAUAUUUCGGGAUGAAGAAUUUACCCUUUUCAACUAAUCCCAAGUAAGUACUGCAUUUUAUUUAUUUAUUUUAUUUUAUUUUAUAUUUUAAGAUUUUAUUUAUUUGACAGAGAGAGAGACAGCGAGAGAGGGAACACAAGCAGGGGGAGUGGCAGAGGGAGAAGCAGGCUUCCCGCGGAGCAAGGAGCCCGAUGCAGGGCUCGAUCCCAGGACCCUGGGAUCACGACCUGAGCCGAAAGCAGACGCUUAACAACUGAGCCACAGGCGCCCCAAUUUAUUUAUUUUUUUAAAAAAUAUUUAUUUAUUUAUUUGACAGAGAGAGACACAGCGAGAGAGGGAACACAAGCAGGGGGAGUGGGAGAGGGAGAAGCAGGCUUCCCGCCGAGUAGGGAGCCCGAUGCGGGGCUCGAUGCAGGGCUCGAUGCGGGGCUCGAUCCCAGGAUCCUGGGACCAUGACCUGAGCCGAAGGCAGAUGCUUAACAACUGAGCCACCCAGGUGCCCCAAGUACUGCAUUUUUAAAAUGUCUCCUAUUCUUAUUUUCAGUUAAGUCAAACUGUAAAUUGAUUUAGAUUCUGUGAUCUUCUCUUCCACAGCCCAGGGCCUCACAUUUAGUUUCUCUAAAAUUCACCGAACUAACAAGUAAAACAAAAGGCAAUUUCCGUAUGUAUCAGUGGGCAGAGGGCGUGGACAAUUUAGGGAUGAAGAACUGCAAUUAUUUGGUCCAUUUUGGUGGCAAUUGAAGAUUACAGCACUUAGAUAAUAAUAGUUCUACCUUGUAAGAUAUCAAGGAAUAACAUCUUCAUGUAGAGAAGAAUUGAAACAUUUGAUUUGGGUGACAGUAUUAAUAGAAAAAUUUCAUUUGAAAAAUGAUUUGAUUAUAAUUAUCCAAGUGUUCACUCUCUUGAAAAAUUGUGGGAGCGUUUUAAAUGUUCAGAACUUAGGGAAUGAUUAAACAAGUCACAACACAUCUACUCAAUGUAGCCAUUGAAAGCAUGAUUAAGGCCAAAUAAUUUAAGGUCAAGAGAAGAAAACAUGCUUUUGAUGGUUAAAAGUUAAAAAAGAAAAGAAAGAAAGAAAGAAAAAAGGCCCAUGAAAUGUCAUGUGUGUUAUGAUGUUGACAUUUUUUAAAAUGCCUCUGGAUGAGAAAGGAAUCAAAUAAUUAUUAACUUCAGAACAAAAAUCUUGUCUUUCAAAUGGAAAGUACACUUACAAGCUACUCAAAACCUUUAUUUUUUUUUAAUCCAAAUUUACCACCAGUAUUCAUUUUAUUUUAAAAAAUCAUAUUAUGGCUCUGUGGGUAAAAUUAUAUGUUUCUCAAAAAUUGUAAGCAUCAAUAUUUAAAUAAAAGCCAAAUAUUUAAAUAAAAUUCCUUAUCAGUAUGGAGAGUAUGGCCUUUAUCGCCUAAAGGCUGCAAACCAAUCACAAAAAUGUUAUACAAACAUUCAGAGGUGUGCAUUAUGCCAAAAAUUCAAACAACUUUGUUUUAAAACGGGUAAGAGAAAAAUAAGAGCUGAAAUCAUUUCUGGACAAGAAAAAGUUCCUGGGGAUUGUCUUGUCUUUAAAUAUUGAGGACAGGGGGCGCUUGGGUGGCUCAGUCAGUUAAGCCUCCGACUCUUAAUUUCUGCUCAGGUCAUGAUCUCACGGUUGUGAGAUAGAGCCCCGCAUGGGACUCCACGCUGGGUGUGAAGCCUGCUUGGGAUUCUCCCUCUCCCUCUGCCUCUCUGCCCCUCCCCCCUCCCUCUCUCUCUAAAAAAAUAAGAAAAAAAUAUAUAUAAAUAAAAUCUUUUUAAAAAGUAAGUGGAAAAGAAAGCAGUAGUAAGGGAAAAAAUAAUAAAUUGCCCUAGGCCACUUAACUAUAUAUUUGUAAUUCCCGGUACUGUGCCCUUCUCAGCCUGUUGCCAAAGACCUGUCUAUAGGGUCAGCAUGAGCACAAGACUCCAUUACUUGGGCAAGGCAAGCCCAUUUGAGGCAGUCUGUGUGCUAAAAAUAGAAAGUUAAGAAUGAUUAUAUAAUCUUUGGGGUUCCUCCCGCUCCUAGAUUCUACAGAUAAUGAAAGGGUGAGCGGAGGGGAGCCUUCUUCAUUCUACAUUUCAUACUUAGCUCCUUCUGAAGCCAGAAGAACAAAGAUAGGUGGGGAAGGCCGUUCUUGCUGUCUUGGGGUUCACUGAGGGGCAUCAUAUUGCUGAAUCCAUCUCAGUCCAGGAUCUUGUCCUAGGAAGAGACCUUCUGCUUUGGGGAAGAAGGGUAGAGGUACACUAACCAAACCAAGGGGCCAAUUUAUGAAGCGACAGUGAGCAAUAUAAUAGCAAGGGCACCAAGCAUUUCCACCCCUAAGCCUGGAUUUCCCACCCUGUGGGUACCUCUGUCGAAAGCAGAUAGUGUUUACAAAAUUAAAACUUUUAGGGUGCGUGGCUGGCUCAGACAGGUAAGCGGCCAACUCUUUUUUUUUUUUUCUUUUAAAGAUUUUAUUUAUUUGACAGAGAGAGAGACAGCGAGAGAGGGAACACAAGCAGGGGGAGUGGCAGAGGGAGAAGCAGGCUUCCCGCGGAGCAGGGAGCCCCAUGUGGGGCUCGAUCCCAGGACCCUGGGAUCAUGACCUGAGCCGAAGGCAGCCGCUUAACUGACUGAGCCACCCAGGUGCCCCGCGGCCAACUCUUGAUUUUGGCUCAGGUCAUGAUCUCAGGGUGGUGAGCUCAAGCCAAGCCCCAGGUGGGGUUCUGUGCUCAGUGAGGAGUCAGCUUGUCCCUCUCCCUCCUCUCUUGUUCUCCACCCACCACCCCCUCCUGCACUCUGUCACGUUGCCUCUCUCUAAAAUAAGUGAAUAGAUAAAAUCUUAAAAAAAAAAAAACCCUAAAACUUUUAGGGGUGCCUGGGUGGCUCAGUCGGUUAAGUGCCCAACUCAUGAUUUUGGCUGGGGACAUGAUCUCAGGGGCUGUGAGAUGGAGGCGGUGUCUGGCUCUGCACUGGGCAUGGAGCCUCCUUGAGACUCUCUCUCCCUCUCCCCCUGUCCCUCCCCCCCCCAAAAUUUUAAAAAUAACAAACUUUUAGAGGCACCUGGCUGGCUCAGUCACAGUAAAGCAUGUGAUUCUUUUCUUUUUUUUUUUUUUUAAGAUUUUAUUUAUUUAUUUGACAGAGAAGGAGAGAGAGCGCGCACAAGCAGAGGGAGAGGGAGAAGCAGACUCCCCACUGAGCAGGGAGCCUGAUGCGGGUCUCAUCCCAGGGCCCUGGGAUUAUGACUUGAGCUGAAGGCAGACACUUAACGACUGAGCCACCCAGGCGCCCCAAAGCAUGCAAUUCUUGAUCUCAGGAUUGUGAGUUCCAGCCCCAUGUUUGGUGCAGAGAUCACUCAAAAAUAAAAUCUUUUUUUUUUAAGUGAGAUUUUUAUUUUUAUGUUUAUUUAUUCAUUAUUUUAAAAAAAUUUUUGUGGUGAUGCUGGGUUUCAAACAGGGGCCUCAAACAGUAAAUAGUGCUUAGCAGCCUGCCUGUCGGUGAAGAGUUGGGAGGAAAGGGUCGACCUCGCCUUAGCCGACUCAGGGAAAAGCUUCAUGCGUUACCUCCACGACAGGGGAGCACCUGCCUUCAGGUGGGCAGAUGAUUCGCUGGGCCAGAACUGCUCCUGGACUUGGGUGGCCAGACUAGCAUUAUCCCCAGAUACUCCCUCUUCCUCCCUUUCCUGGCUGACGAGGGCCUCCUGCAGCGGACAAUCCUUCUUUAGAUAUGCUGAUACCUUCCUUCGCUGGGGACGGUCCAGUCCGAGGCGCUGAGCUCGGAGUGGACUGGGAAGUUUUCUUUCCUUCCUAUCCAGCUUAGGUGGCGGAGGAGUGGGCGAUCUUACUGGCCCCUCCCCGGUCCUCCUGAGGCCGGGCUGAAGGCGGUGGGGGGCUGGGAGGGCCCUUUCCCGCCAGGGGGUCGCCCAGAGGGCUGGCUCUUCCCGCCGGCGAGAAGGGCUGGUUCCGAUUGCCCGCAGCGCCCUCCCCGAGGCCGCGAGCCCAGCAGGGGCGUGUCCCCGUGCUCACCUGCCAUUGGGCGGGGGGGCGGCCGGCCUCGGCCAGAGCCGUACUCUAUAAAUGCGGAGCGGGCCGGCCGCCGAGCCAGGCGCGCCGCAGGAUGGUGGACAGCGUGUACCGCACCCGCUCCCUGGGGGUGGCGGCCGAGGGGCUCCCGGACCAGUACGCGGACGGAGAGGCGGCGCGCGUGUGGCAGCUCUACAUCGGGGACACCCGCAGCCGCACGGCCGAGUACAAGGCCUGGCUGCUCGGGCUGCUGCGCCAGCACGGCUGCCAGCGGGUGCUCGACGUGGCCUGCGGCACCGGGGUGGAUUCCAUCAUGCUGGUGGAAGAGGGCUUCAGCGUGACCAGUGUGGACGCCAGUGACAAGAUGCUCAAGUACGCGCUUAAAGAGCGCUGGAACCGGCGGCACGAGCCAGCCUUCGACAAGUGGGUCAUCGAAGAAGCCAACUGGAUGACUCUGGACAAAGAUGUGCCCCAGCCACCGGGGGGUGGCUUCGAUGCUGUCAUCUGCCUUGGAAACAGUUUUGCCCACUUGCCAGACUGCAAAGGAGACCAGAGCGAGCACCGGCUGGCACUGAAGAACAUCGCAAGCAUGGUGCGGUCGGGGGGCCUGCUGGUCAUCGAUCAUCGCAACUACGACCACAUCCUCAGCACAGGCUGUGCACCCCCAGGGAAGAACAUCUACUAUAAGAGUGACUUGACCAAGGACAUCACGACAUCCGUGCUGACGGUGAACAACAAAGCCCACAUGGUGACCCUGGACUAUACAGUGCAGGUGCCGGGGGCUGGCCAGGAUGGUUCUCCCGGCUUGAGUAAAUUCCGGCUCUCCUACUACCCACACUGUUUGGCUUCCUUCACGGAGUUGCUCCGAGCAGCCUUCGGGGGCAAGUGCCAGCACAGCGUCCUGGGUGACUUCAAGCCUUACAAGCCGGGCCAGGCCUACAUUCCUUGCUAUUUCAUCCAUGUGCUCAAGAGGACGGACUGAGCGCUGAGCGUGGCCUCAACUCCUACAACCCUCUGCCCAGGCACUGCCAGAUCUGGCUGGGGAGGUGGGGACUAGUGGCCCCAUAUCAAGGCCAGCCCCCAGCGCAGAUCCUGGGGUGUGGGGAGGGGCAGACCGCUGCUGCGGGUGCAGGGAUUUGGGUUCAGGCAAAUGGAAGUGUGAGCAAUACAGUCUGCCUUUUUCA